This is a messenger RNA of Camponotus floridanus (Florida carpenter ant), 1172 nucleotides long. RefSeq names its product ER lumen protein-retaining receptor (gene KdelR). Gene Ontology annotation, cellular component: endoplasmic reticulum; cis-Golgi network; membrane. Gene Ontology annotation, molecular function: ER lumen protein retrieval receptor activity. The record is from RefSeq and is a predicted model, not a curated record. Gene Ontology annotation, biological process: endoplasmic reticulum to Golgi vesicle-mediated transport; protein retention in ER lumen. NCBI's taxonomy places the organism in Eukaryota, Metazoa, Arthropoda, Insecta, Hymenoptera, Formicidae. The transcript is spliced from 3 exons. The coding region runs from base 163 to 801 and encodes 212 amino acids.
AUCAGAUGUUAACUCGCGGAGCCACCAGGAGCCACUCGGUGGGUCGGCCAUCUGCUUCAGCCGCAGCCGGAGCCACGUCAUAUUUGUGUGCCGCUUGGAAGCGAGCUAAACGAGCUGGCUUCCGUGUUUUCACGUUAAAAUUCCGUUCCCGCAAACGCAGACAUGAAUAUAUUCAGGUUGCUGGGCGAUCUAUCGCAUCUCCUGGCCAUUAUCAUACUUCUCCUUAAGAUAUGGAAGACGCGGAGUUGUGCCGGUAUCAGUGGCAAGUCGCAGAUUCUCUUCGCAAUUGUUUACACCACCCGGUACCUAGACCUGUUCACCACAUUCAUAUCUGCAUAUAAUACAUUCAUGAAGAUAAUUUUCAUCGUCGCGUCCUUCGCCACGGUUUUCUUGAUGUAUGUCAAGUUCAAAGCAACGUAUGAUCACAAUCACGAUACGUUCAGGAUCGAAUUCUUGGUUUUACCCGCGCUUGUACUAGCGUUGCUGAUCAAUCACGAGCUGUCUUUCGUAGAGGUCCUGUGGACAUUCAGCAUUUAUCUAGAAUCAGUGGCGAUAUUACCGCAAUUGUUUCUGGUGUCGAAAACAGGCGAAGCUGAAAGCAUCACCAGUCAUUAUUUAUUCGCAUUGGGAUCUUAUAGAGGCUUGUAUCUAUUCAACUGGGUCUACCGUUACUACGCCGAGGAUCAUUACGACUUGAUCGCCAUAGUCGCAGGAUUGGUACAGACAGUUCUGUAUUGUGACUUUUUCUACCUCUACAUUACCAAAGUACUGAAGGGCAAGAAGCUACAACUACCUGCUUAGCUUCAGUUAAGAGUAUUAUCCUCUUGCAUCGGAGAAAAGUUUGACUGCCUGUCUUCGGUAUCGCCAAUCCGAAAUAAAUCCGGGCAAUCCUGGGAGGCUCGUGGAACGCACACACAGUGCAUGUUUCCGCCAAUUGUGGAAUAUCACUUCGCAGCAUCUUCCCUCUUAUCAAACAUUCUCUUCCUUCCCUCAUCUAUCAUCCUGUCGUGUAGCGCCGCUUGCUGUAUUUCCUUUCCAGGACAAGAUCUAAAUUGCCUCUACUAUUCUUUCGUACUUUAUUUCAAGCAGCAUACACAUAAUUAUAGAAUCAGAAUAAUUGUUUAUUUUAUGAAUUUAGGAAUUUGACGAGAUAAUUGGGGAUAAAAAAAUUG